AUGGGCAGUGAUGGAAAACGGAAGAAACGAGGCCGCAAAUCUAAAACCCAAACAACCCUAGAUCCCACGACACCCACCUUAAACGACGAGGUUUUCUCCGUCAACAAUGUCGAAAUUGUGAAUUCCACCACCCCAACCAGCGCCAAUCACCUCGAAAACCGCCGCGGCCGCCCUAAGAAGCGACCAAAGCACUCACCAGAGAAGCCCCCGCCAUUAACUAAUGGGGAGAUUGGGGUUGCGACACCGGUGGAAGGCGUGGCGAGGGUGUUGCCGGCGAUGGAUGCGGUGGUAAAGGUGUUUUGUGUGCAUACGGAGCCGAAUUUCUCGCUUCCGUGGCAGAGGAAGAGGCAGUAUAGUUCGAGUAGUAGUGGGUUUGUUAUUCGAGGGAGGAGGGUUUUGACUAAUGCGCAUUCUGUGGAGCAUUAUACACAGGUUAAGCUUAAGAAGCGUGGCUCUGAUACUAAGUAUUUGGCUACUGUUCUUGCUAUCGGAACCGAAUGUGAUAUUGCCUUGCUAACAGUCAACGAUGAUGAGUUCUGGGAAGGGGUAUCACCUGUUGAGUUUGGAGAAUUGCCUGCUCUUCAAGAUGCUGUAACUGUCGUUGGUUACCCAAUCGGAGGGGACACAAUUUCUGUGACAAGUGGUGUUGUAUCACGGAUAGAGAUCCUAUCUUAUGUCCAUGGAUCCACAGAGCUUUUGGGUUUGCAAAUAGAUGCUGCUAUAAACUCAGGAAAUUCUGGUGGUCCUGCCUUUAAUGAUAAAGGUGAAUGUGUGGGCAUUGCGUUUCAGUCCCUUAAACAUGAAGAUGCUGAGAAUAUAGGGUAUGUUAUACCAACACCGGUCAUCAAGCACUUCAUCCAAGAUUAUGAGAAGAAUGGAGCCUACACAGGAUUUCCAUUUCUUGGGAUUGAAUGGCAGAAGAUGGAAAAUCCAGAUUUGCGUAUGGCAAUGGGUAUGAAACCUGAUCAGAAGGGUGUUCGUAUCAGAAGAGUUGAUCCCACUGCUCUAGAAUCUGAAGUCUUGCAGCCAUCAGACAUUAUUCUCAGCUUUGAUGGGGUAGAUAUUGCUAAUGAUGGAACAGUUCCCUUUCGGCAUGGUGAGCGCAUUGGCUUCAGCUAUCUUAUCUCUCAAAAGUAUACCGGGGAUAAUGCAGCGAUCAAAGUUCUUCGGAAUUCUAAGACUCUAGAAUUUGUCAUCAAACUCUCAACUCAAAGAAGGCUAAUUCCUCCACAUGUGAAGGGAAAACCUCCAUCCUAUUAUAUCAUUGCAGGAUUUGUAUUCACGACAGUUUCUGUUCCUUAUCUUCGUUCUGAGUAUGGCAAAGAAUAUGAAUUUGAAGCUCCUGUCAAACUCUUGGACAAACUUUUGCAUUCAAUGCCACAAUCCCCAGAUGAGCAGAUGGUUGUGGUUUCUCAGGUGCUUGUGGCUGACAUUAAUAUUGGGUAUGAGGACAUCGUUAACACUCAGGUUCUUGCUUUCAAUGGUAAGCCAGUGAAGAAUUUGAAGAGCUUGGCCAACAUGGUCGAGAAUUGUGACGACGAGUUUCUGAAAUUUGAUCUAGAAUAUGACCAGAUAGUUGUUCUCCGGAUGAAGACUGCUAAGGAAGCUACUGUAGAUAUUCUUACCACACACUGCAUACCUUCUGCAAUUUCUGAUGAUCUUAAGCCAUGAAUUUGGGUCUUAGUCUAGGUACAUUGCAAUAUUCUUGUUGGGGCCCAGCUACUCCCCUUUCUUUACCUUCAUUAAGAUGGGGUGGGUUGGGGUUGUGGUAGGGGAUAAUUUAUAAAAUUGAGGGUGGACUUGUUAGUUUUUACUUUCUUAGAUGCAACUUUCCUAUAUGGUGUUGAGGGUUGAGAAUCUUUUUAGCAAGCAUAAUGAGGAAAACUUGCAGUGUGUAUUAUUGGCAGCUGUGUUCUUUCCUUUACCUGAUACAAGUUUUGGAGAAUCUUGUCAGGGUGACAGGGUCUGUUUCGUUUCAUUGUUUUUCUGCUGCUGUACUAUCAGCAAGAGUAUUUAACUUAUGAAUGUUGAAAUUCCUAUGUAUUGAGAAUUUGCAAAUUGAUAAACCCGGCGGGUGAAUUUUCUA
This is a messenger RNA of Populus nigra (black poplar), 2086 nucleotides long. RefSeq names its product protease Do-like 9. The coding region runs from base 1 to 1671 and encodes 556 amino acids. Lineage: Eukaryota; Viridiplantae; Streptophyta; Magnoliopsida; Malpighiales; Salicaceae. The transcript has 9 exons. Gene Ontology annotation, biological process: proteolysis. Gene Ontology annotation, molecular function: protein binding; serine-type endopeptidase activity. The record is from RefSeq and is a predicted model, not a curated record.